AUGGCUAGUAGUAAUGUCACAACUUCAAAUGUUGGUUUCACAAAACCGGUAAAUGUCAUUGUCGGACUGGUGUUUCUCUUGACCGCUGCAGUUGGCAUACUUUUCAAUGGAUGCAUAAUAAUUGUAUUCUUAAAAAAACGUCAAAAAUUGCUGAAUCCGACCACGUGUUUUAUCCUGGCGUUAACAUGCUUGGACUUUUUCAUGUCUCUCGUCAAUAUGCCCAUGGUGAUUGUAUCUAGUUUUCUUGGGGACUGGGCGUUUGGGAUCCCAGGAUGCAUCUUUUACGGAUUUACAAUGACAUUUACUGGCCUAACUAUUAUUGCUAUACUGACCAUGAUAUCAUUUGACCAGUACAUCGUCAUGGUGAAAUCACACCUGAAAUGUAAGAGAACGAUACGUAUUGCGAUUCUGGCUUGUCUGAUGUGUUUCUUGUGGGGUCUAUCAUGGGCUGUUGGUCCUCUAGUUGGCUGGAAUUCGUAUGUGUUUACCAUUGAAGCUGUACAUACUUCUUGUGCCGUGAACUGGAACAGCAAGAAGGUCAGUGAUCUCCUCUUCACAAUGUCGUUGUUGGUGUUCUGCUUUUUGCUGCCGUUUUCCUUCGUUUCCUUCUUCUACGUCAACAUCUAUUUGAAGGUGAAGAGGUCACCCCGUAUCAACACGAAGUCAUCAAAUAAAAAACGACAAGAACGCCGGCAAAAAUACAUCGCCAAGACUAUAUUCUUCAUGCUUGGUGCUUUUUUACUGUCAUGGUGUCCGUAUGCCAUUGUGGUGAUAUGGUCAGCUAUCGGAGACUCCAGAGACCUUCCGAAUCUGGUAGUAAUAUUACCGGCAUUAUUCGCUAAAAUCAGUGUCAUUUGGAACCCACUUAUCUACGCAUUCCGUAACCGCGAACUGAAAAAUUCGUGGAAAGCCAUCUUUCAUUCAGAUCGGGAAACGGAAGCAGAGCCCACAUGA
Messenger RNA from Ylistrum balloti, 954 nucleotides. RefSeq names its product visual pigment-like receptor peropsin. Gene Ontology annotation, molecular function: G protein-coupled receptor activity. The record is from RefSeq and is a predicted model, not a curated record. Gene Ontology annotation, biological process: visual perception; G protein-coupled receptor signaling pathway. Gene Ontology annotation, cellular component: membrane; photoreceptor outer segment. Lineage: Eukaryota; Metazoa; Mollusca; Bivalvia; Pectinida; Pectinidae. Bases 1 to 954 code for a protein of 317 amino acids. The transcript is spliced from 3 exons.